This is a messenger RNA of Zonotrichia albicollis (white-throated sparrow), 3562 nucleotides long. The record is from RefSeq and is a predicted model, not a curated record. Lineage: Eukaryota; Metazoa; Chordata; Aves; Passeriformes; Passerellidae.
CGGCAGCUGAGCGAGCCCGGCGAGAGCAGGAGCAGCCUCAGGGCCAUCCUGGCCCACUCCCUGUUCCCCAGCGAGGAGAAGCUGCUGGCGGAGCUCGAUGCCAUCAUGGGCAAGAAGGGCACCAGGAUCAUCAUCUGGAACCUCCGGAAAGACAAAAAUGACAAACCAGAAUUUGACUUUGACAAGGACAAAUACGACAUCAGAAUUCCAGAAGACUUGGAUGAAACAGGCAAAAGAGGCUACAAAAAACAGGAGAGGAUGGACCAGAUUGUUCCAGAAAGUGAUUACUCCCUAAGAGCUUACUGCAGUAUUUUGUACCUGAAGCCAACCAUGCAGAUCAUCCUGAGAGGGCAGAAAGUGAAAACUCAGCUGGUUUCCAAAAGUUUGGCCUUCAUUGAGAGGGAUAUUUACAGACCCAAAUUUCUCAAUGCCAAAACAGUCAGAAUUACAUUUGGAUUUAACUGCAGGAACAAAGAUCACUAUGGAAUAAUGAUGUACCACAAAAACAGACUCAUCAAAGCUUAUGAAAGAGUUGGCUGUCAGUUAAAGGCAAACAACAUGGGUGUGGGUGUUGUUGGGAUUAUUGAGUGCAACUUCCUAAAACCAACUCACAACAAACAGGAUUUUGACUACACCAAUGAAUACAGGAAUUGUGACGUGCCAGAAGAGCCAGAGGAUGAUGAUUUAAUACACCCCACGUACGAGAAAACCUACAAGAAAAAGGACAGGGAAAAACUGAAGAGGAGACUGGAGUACAGCCACCAGAUCAAUAAUGAAAUAUUUUUAAAAACAUCUGUUUCUUCAAGUAAAGACUUCAAACCAUUCUCACCUUCGAGUGCAAAGGAAGCUCUUCCAAGGUUACUUAUACCAAAAUCCUCAGAUGCUUCUGUUAGGAGAUCUCUGCCUAUUUUAAUCAAAGUAUCUUCUCAUUUGGAUGCUGAUAGCAGCCUCAAAAGGAGGACGCAGAGCUGUGCCACACCCGUGUCCCUAAAGACGCCUCGGCUCAGUGACAAAACAUUCAACAACCACGAGCAGGAGGAUGAUGAUGAUGAAGAUGUCAUCAUUUUAGAGGAGAGCAGCACUCCAAAACCUUCAGCAGAUCCUGAUGUUCCUGUGGUGAAAACAGAAUGCAUCAAUUUGGAUCAGGAGGAGAAGCAGAAGGAAAACUCUCCUGUGGGGGAACCUUGCAGUGCCACCACUUCAGAGGCAAGAAGUGAACAGCUGAGCUCAGCAACACAGACAGAGCUCCCCAAGCUGGUGGUGAAAAAGGAGGAGGUAGAAGACAUCCCAGUCCAGGUUCCUGGGCCAGGGAUGGAAAAGGAACAGCCCAAGGUCAAUGGUGUUCCUGAGACAUCUGUAGAGAUGGAAAAUGAACUGAAAAUUCAGCUGCAAUUGUUGAACAGAGAAAAAGAAAUGUACCAAAGCAAAUGCGAAGCGUUAACCAAACAGGUGCAAACACUGGAGCAGCAGCUUUUGGAGAUGAACAAUAAAUGUGUGAAAAAGGAGAUGUGCCACCAGGCCACAGAGACAGCUCCCUCCUGCCAGGAGGGGAGCGCUGAUGGGAGGAGCCUGGCAGAGGUGACAGCUCUCUAUGAGCAGGCCCUGGGCGAGGUAGCAGCGCUCAGGCAGCAGUGCAGCACCCUGCAGAACCUCAAGGCUGAGUGCAGCAAAUGCGCUGAUGGGGAGAGCAGGAGCGAGCUGGAUGAGAUGGCCGUGCAGCUGGAUGAUGUGUUCAGGCAGCUGGACAAGUGCACCACCGAGAGGGACAGCUACAAAAGCCAGAUUGAAGUCCUGGAAGUGGAGAAGAACCAAAUGGCCUGUCAGUGUGAGGAGCUCAAGGCAGAGCUGGCUCAGUUAAAAGCUUCCAUCCCCCAGGCUGUAGCACGGGCAAAUGAUUCUACCACCAGUAAUGUAGAAGACUCUGUAAAUUUUUCUGAUGGAGAAAGCCUGAAGCUGCGCUCCCUGCGCGUGAACGUGGGACAGCUCCUGGCCACCAUCAUGCCCGACCUGGACCUGCAGCAAGUGAAUUAUGACAUCGAUGUGGUGGAUGAAAUCUUAGGGCAGGUGGUGGAACAAAUGCAUGAAAUCAGCAGUACUUAAAAUCUCGGUGUUGUAGCAGAGUUUUAUUGCUCUUCCAUUAUAGGUUGCAGACUGUAAAUGGGGCUGCUUCACUUUAUAUCUUUGACAUAGGUGGAUCUCUCAGUGUAAAUAUUCCACAUUUAGCUGUUCACUUCCUCCUCAAGGAGCACUGGUCAAUACUGACCCACCCUGAUGUACUUAAUUCAGGAUUUUGCUUUGGAAAUGUAUUUGUAAUUAAAUUUGCAGAUAUUUUUACUAUUAGGAAUCUUAAUACUUUUCUACAGACACCUUUUGGUUGACUUUGGAUCUUAUAUAAGCAUUAAUACCUGUGAGUAUUUCCUCUUUUAAAGUAGUGGAAUAUCUUAGAAAUGCAAAAAAAGAAAAAAGAACUUCCUUGAUUUCCUUCCCAGAGUUGUUGUAUCCCACAGUGUUGUUCCAUUGCUCCCAGCAGUGUUCUGUGUUGCAUUCAUGGGAUAGAAAUGUGAGUAGUAGGUGAGAAUUUGGGCCAUAUUUGGAGAAUAUUUGUGUGGUACUACCAAAAGAAGGGUUCUUAAGGGUUUCACCCUGAAAACUGGGGAUGGACCAGUUGGAUGGAAGCACUUGGAGGAGGGAUGUUUCUUUAUCUGUGGUGUAAACAACAGGGUGAAAAUGUUCAGCUUCAACAGCUUCAGACAGUUUUUAUUUCAGGCAGGAAAAGGGAAUUCCUCUUUUUCACAUCCCCCCCCUUUAGAGUUUUGUGCUCUAAAUCUUCCCAUUUUUCCAUGAUCAUGGGAAAACCUGGAAGCAAUGGUACCAAGAGAAACUCCCAGCCAGCUGCAGGGAUUUCUUCCCAAGUCAUUGGGAAUGACAAACUGGGUGGCAAAGGCAGCAAAUCCAUCUUUUCCUCUGUGGUGGGAUUGGUCACCCAAAGAGCAAUCCAGAAAAAUCGUUCUUGCUUUGAAAUUCAAUACAUAAUUUAAUUAGUGUUCAAUAUGUUAAUUCUUAGGAAGUAUAUAUAUUUUUUUUUUUUUAAUUUAAAUAAAGCCAAUAUUGUGGCUUUUGCACUGCUACUGUCCUGAGUUAAUCCCUUGGUGUCCCUUUGAGCUGCAGUUCAGUGGAAUUCUUUCCAUGGACAGUAUUUCAGUGAAGAUCUCUCUCUAUGCCAAUAACGGGAAUGCACUACUGUUGUACUUUAUCAAGAGAAAUUGAAUGUUUGAUUUGGGAAGAGGUGGCUGUAAUAUAACUAUGUAUGACUUUUGCAAAGUUUAUAUUUCCCAUUUCUUGGUGUGUAGCUUUUCCAUUUCUUAAUCAUUAUUUAUUAUGUUUCAUCAGACCGUAGCUGAAUUUCUUGUAGACAACAGGCAAAAUAGAGCACAUGUCUAUAUUAAAAAUGGCAAAUUUACAAUGUACAUUUACACUUUGGACAAUGGUGGACUUAUGGAAAUGGUUUCUAUUUACUUGUUAAAAUGUAUUUUUUGUAAAAAAUAAAAAGAUAUGAAUUGGA